CGUCAUUGUUUUUGCAUGAUUUUUGACUAAACCAAACCUAAUACCACCCCUUGAUUCGAUUCCACUUCCUCCACUUCGUCGCCUACGCGGUAUUGAUACCUCCAAAAGGGCCAAAAAGCCCUCAAACCCAUAGCAUGUUUUUCCCAAAAAAACCAUCCGGAGAAUUGAAAAGAGGCUGAAAGAGGGAAGUAAAUGAUGAGAUUGUGGAAAAAAAGCUGAAACCCAUAAACAAAAAAGGAGCUUUUUUGGAAUUGGUUGGAUAAUUGAGUAAAUUUCAACAAGUUUUAAGCAAUAAAAAUGUCGGAUUUUUAUAGUAAAGAGAGGGAAAAAAAGUACUACUAAAGCUGAACCAACACAGAGAGAGAGAAAAGAAAGAACUUUGGAUUCAAGACGAUCAGAGUUCGGGAUUGUAGCAGCAAUGCACAGAGUCUGAUCAUUGCACUUGUCGUUGAUUCUCCGUCGUUUGAUCGUUUGACUAGAACAAUGGGAGCUCGUUGUUCUAAAUUCUCUAUUUGCUGGUUUCAGUCUCACCUUAAAGCUUCCGUCCUCGAAUCCUCCGAUCUCGAGAAUGGAGGCAAAGGUGAGAAGAACACAUGGCCGAGGUUCGGUGAGUUCAGCUUGGAGCAACUGAAAGCUGCCACGUGUGGGUUCUCUUCCGAAAACAUAGUGUCGGAACACGGUGAAAAAGCUCCUAACGUUGUGUUCAAAGGGAAGCUCGACAAUGACCGUUGGGUCGCCGUUAAACGGUUUAACAAGUUCGCCUGGCCCGAUUCUCGCCAAUUCCUUGAGGAAGCCAGAGCUGUUGGGAGUUUAAGGAGUGAGCGGUUGGCGAAUCUGAUUGGUUGUUGUUAUGAAGGCGAGGAGAGGCUGUUGGUGGCCGAGUUUAUGCCCAAUGAAACGCUGGCAAAGCAUCUUUUUCACUGGGAAAAUCAGCCGAUGAAAUGGGCUAUGAGGUUGAGGGUGGCAUUGUACCUGGCGCAAGCUUUGGAGUAUUGUAGCAGUAAAGGAAGAGCUUUGUACCAUGAUCUCAAUGCUUACAGGAUUUUGUUUGAUAAUGAUGGUAAUCCCAGGUUGUCUUGCUUUGGCCUCAUGAAGAACAGCAGAGAUGGCAAGAGUUAUAGCACCAACUUAGCUUUCACACCUCCAGAAUACCUGAGAACGGGUAGAGUGACUCCAGAAAGUGUUGUGUAUAGCUUUGGGACCUUGCUGCUAGAUCUCAUGAGUGGCAAACAUAUUCCUCCCAGCCAUGCACUUGACUUGAUUCGAAGCAAGAACUUUCUCAUGUUGAUGGAUUCUGCUUUGGAGGGCCAUUUCUCUAAUGAUGAUGGAACAGAGUUAGUGCGGUUAGCUUCUCGCUGUUUGCAGUAUGAAGCUCGUGAGAGGCCAAAUGCAAAGUCCCUUGUCACAUCUCUCUUGUCACUCCAGAAGGAAGCAGAGGUACCAUCAUAUGUUUUGAUGAGUAUUCCACAAGGAACUGCUUCUUCAAAACAGCCAUUGUCAUUGACACCUUUUGGGGAGGCUUGCCUGAGGUUGGAUCUGACUGCUAUACAUGAAAUAUUGGAGAAGAUGGGAUACAAAGACGAUGAGGGGAUCGCUAAUGAGCUUUCUUUUCAAAUGUGGACCAGCCAAAUGCAGGAAACCUUGAAUUCAAAGAAACAUGGAGAUACUGCUUUUCGGGCUAAGGAUUUUGCAAGUGCAGUUGAUUGCUACACACAGUUCAUUGAUGGCGGGACCAUGGUGUCACCAACCGUUUAUGCCAGACGCUGCUUGUCUUACUUGAUGAAUGAUAGGCCACAAGAGGCCCUUGGGGAUGCUAUGCAAGCGCAGGUGGUGUCCCCAGAGUGGCCCACAGCUUUGUAUCUACAAGCCGCUUGCCUGUUUAGCCUAGGGAUGGAGAGUGACGGCCAAGAAACGCUCAAAGACAGCACCAGCUUGGAAGCCAAAAGAAACAAAAACUAAUAAAAUUUGUAUAGGUUUUUUCCAAUUGUUUUAUUUUUUUUCUUUUCUCUCCCCCAUAGUUUUCUUUAGGCUCUUGUAUUUAUGAUUCUGGGCUUUUGCUGCUUUGCAGAAUUCUUCAAUAUUUAUUGUUGGUUUUGAUUA
Molecule: messenger RNA, 2100 nt
Organism: Theobroma umbraticum
Lineage: Eukaryota; Viridiplantae; Streptophyta; Magnoliopsida; Malvales; Malvaceae
Product: serine/threonine-protein kinase BSK6
Biological process (GO): brassinosteroid mediated signaling pathway; protein phosphorylation
Molecular function (GO): protein kinase activity; ATP binding; protein binding
Source: RefSeq, a predicted model, not a curated record